Cuscuta epithymum is the source of this 2293-nucleotide messenger RNA. NCBI's taxonomy places the organism in Eukaryota, Viridiplantae, Streptophyta, Magnoliopsida, Solanales, Convolvulaceae. The record is from the annotation of a GenBank genome assembly.
ACAGGUUGGAUUGCAUCCCCGAGAUUGCUGAACCCGCCAGACUUGUGGUUAUUUGUGUAACUCUUUAUUAACCUUCAUCCUUGUGAGGUGGUUAAGCUUGUGCAUAAUUAAUAAGGAUGUUUUUGAAGUUUUAGACUUAAUUAGUUUAAUUACUUACAUAAUCUCGUUGUUGAGAUGAAGGAGACACUAGUUACCUCAUUAUUUUUCCCACCUGAAAUAAGUCAUUUGGGAGAAGCCAUUUUGAUUCUGGUCUUUUGUUCUUUUACCCGUAAUUUGAGCUCUAUGUCUAAAUGGCAUGUGUUCUUAUCUGUGAAUAAUUCUGACAGUGUUUUGAAGCUUAGGGUGACAGGGGUGAGUUUCCCGUGUUUAGGGAGUCUUGUUGGAGCCAUUUUUUGCACUAUUCAUAUGCCCCAAAUGGGGGUGAGCAGUCAGUUUAAUUUAUAUGAAUUUGAUAGCUCGAGGAUUGCAUUGUAGGCAUGAAUUCAGUUUUCUCAGGGUUUGUUUGCAAUCCAUUAAAAAAAAUGAUUUUGGCUUUUUUUUAAAGAAAAAAGUACUUAUUUUCCCAAACACUAUCAACUUUUACUUCCUCGGUUUUCGUGUAGAAUCUACUUUUUACUUUUUGUAUUACACAAAAAGCACUUAUUUUACCAAACACUACCAACUUUUACUACUAAUCACUUUUUCCCAAAAAGUGUUUUUAUUUAAGCACAAGUGGUUGCAAACAGAGCCUCAGUGAACUUUAAUUUUUAAUUUUACUUGGUCAGACCGAAAUUAGAAUGAGUAAUGUCUAACAAAAAUCUGAAAAAAAUUGGAAAAAUAAAAUAAUUAACGCUGCUAGACUUCUUUGCGAAAAAGGGAGCCAGUGAACCGGUCAAAAAGCGUAUGUGUUUGCACAAUAAGAUGAGACUUGAGAAUCUUUCGAAAGAUACAUCAUUCUUGUGCUAACAUGACAAAUAAAGAAAAACCAAACAUAAUCAAAUUUGGAUUUGCAGGCUUUUGCGAUUUUUGUAUUAGUCCUUCACAUACUUCAAGUGUACGUCAAAGAGUCAAUGUGCAACGAUGGUUUAACUUACUUGCACACCAUGUCUAUUUCCUACAUAGAAAUAGAUAAUAGUUCCUAUUAGGUGUCUUGCUGAAUUCUUUGCUCCUACGAAUAGCCCUAAAACCCCAGAAAAUAUUGAAUCGUUGUCAGGUUGUUCCAAACUCUAAAAAAAUGACCUUUUUCACCCAUCACCUUCACAAGUCUUUCGGAGCACGAGCAAAAGUAUUUGUGUGUGUUGUGUUUACUUCAAAGAUGUUUUGAUUAAUUUUUGUCAGUAAUUCUAAUCAGUGCAGAAAGAAGUUAUUUAUAGGAGAGUUCACAUGAGUUAAGUUUGACUUUUCUGUGAAUAUACUUUGACUACGUGUGUGCCCUAAUGUUGCUUGAUGUUGUGUGAUAAUAAUUAUUAUAAGUCCCAAUAUUCAGUUUGCUUAAGAACAACAAAGACUUAAGUGUGGGGACUUGAUAAGUCCAUAUUUCGACACAUAUUAAAAGCAUGUUGUGAUUGGUUUUUUAUAAGUUUUCCUAACUUAAUUAAAUGUGUCACAACGCGCUUAAUUAGCUCCAGUCACACUUUACCGGGUUUUCGGUUUGGGUUGGUUGUUUUUUAUAUAGAGUUAAGAUUAGGAUUUUGAUCCCAACAUUGGCAUUCCAGAGUUUUUUGUAAGGAUUUGAGUCAUGUUCGAGAGUUUUUGAGAGACAUCGAAAGUUCACCAGACGGCUAAGGAGCAAUUUAUGAGUCAAAAAAGUUCAAAGAAUGAGUUAAGGAUCGAUUGGAAGAACAUUGCUAAAGAAAAGAGCAACAAAACAGCCUAAAAGAGGUCUGCACGCCGUGCGCUUGAUGGGCACAUUACACGCCGUGCGGAAGGAUUAGAGAGCAUGCAAAUCGGUUUUCUAUCACGCAAGACAUGCAAGCUAGGCCGCGCGCCAUGUGCUUCAGAAUAUUCCCGUGGGAAGGUCCGCACGGCCGGACCAUGUGGAUAUCCGCACGGCAUGCGGACGGCUGAAGAUCUUAGGCACUGUUUUUUUACGGAUGUCUCCACAGUCAGCCGCACGGUGUGUGCUCGACCAUGUGCAACCCAGUUUUGGCCAUUUUUUGUUGUUUUCUAUAAAUUUAAGCUAUUUCCAUAUGUAAUUCAGGAUAAGAUUAUAGGACAAGAACCCUAUGAACUAGAUAUUCAUCAUUAAUUCAAGACUUUGAGAUUAUUUGUAAGUUUAUUCUUUCAAAUUAAUGACAAUUAUUCUUAAAUUACU